Molecule: messenger RNA, 967 nt
Organism: Hevea brasiliensis (rubber tree)
Lineage: Eukaryota; Viridiplantae; Streptophyta; Magnoliopsida; Malpighiales; Euphorbiaceae
Exons: 2
Coding region: 250-810 (186 amino acids)
Cellular component (GO): cytoplasm
Molecular function (GO): oxidoreductase activity, acting on a sulfur group of donors, disulfide as acceptor; protein-disulfide reductase activity
Source: RefSeq, a predicted model, not a curated record
AUGAAAUGUCAUCCACAAGAAAAACAAGGCCAUAAAAUUUGGGAGAAAUAUCCACUCUUAGGAAUUAUAGAGAUAGAAAUUCCAGAGGAUUAAAUUUAAAUGUGGACAGAAUUAAAGAGAUAAAUAAUAAUAAAAAUCUUGCUUACUCUUCUUAUCCAAGAGGAAGAGAGCAACUAAGGGCCACAUCUUCUUUCUCAAUAUCAUAUUCCUUUCCUAAAAGCUACUACAUUGACAAGAAGAGAAGAAGAGAUGGCUAUGAAGAAUUGUUUUCAAGUGAGUACAGUGUGUACUAGUGCUAGAGCUGGACUAGUAUUUGCUCCUGUUGAGAAGCUUCACUUACCAACUUCUUUUAAAGGAUUCAGUAAUCUAUCCAAUUUAUCAUCGUCUCGUUCAUCUUCUUUCUUUGCUCAUUCACUCACUACUCGCAGAAGCAGAAGCAGAAGCCCAAAAUCUCCCAUUGUCUGCAAAGCUCGUGAAGCUUUAGAUGAAGUGCAAGCGGUGACAGAUUCAAGCUGGGACAACCUUGUCAUUGCCAGUAAAACCCCAGUUCUGGUGGAAUUUUGGGCACCCUGGUGUGGACCAUGCCGGAUGAUAGCACCGGUGAUCGAUGAACUAGCAAAAGAAUAUGCCGGAAAGAUUGCAUGUUUCAAGGUAAAUACCGAUGAGUGCCCAAAUAUUGCCAACAAGUAUGCAAUAAGGAGCAUACCAACAGUGCUGUUUUUCAAGAAAGGAGAGAAGAAAGAAAGUGUCAUCGGAGCAGUACCCAAGACUACCUUGUCUAGUACCUUAGAGAAAUAUAUAGAUGCUUGAGACAACAAUUUAGCCAAUUUCAGAAGUUGUACCAGCUUAUGAUACCUGUUCAUGUCAUCCACCAUAUUCAAAUGACUUGUAUUUAAUGUAAAUGUCACUAAGAAAUCAUUUCUCCAAAUUCUAAACAUGAUCUGAAUAUGAAAUCUUUCAUAUAGCA